AUGGCUGCUGCCCUGUCUUACUUUGAGUCCUUCGCUGGAGACGGAAGUAUGGAUGCAAGCAAAUCGAUGCGUAUAAAGAGCGCUCUUGAAAGUUUUGCUGAGUAUAUUGUCGAUAAUUUCCUUCUCCCACUUAGGGCUUCUUCAGUAAAAACACCACAAGCAACACCUACGGCAUUGUCCUUGAGUCAGACACCUACACAAGUGGGCACGAGACAGCGUGUCUCUGCCUUACGGAAAGCCUGUCUUGUACGUUAUCACCAUCGGUGCGUGAUUUCCCGCAAGUUUGAUAUCGUCGAAGCCAGGAAGCGCAGCGCAGAGGAUAGGGAUAACUGUAAAGACGACGAUGGAAAUCUACUGAGCAGUGAAGCACGGGGCGGAUUCCAGUAUCUGGAAGUUGCGCACAUCCUCCCACACAGCUUGACAACAGUGGCACAGGGAGAGUCAGAGCUGAGCGAGUCAAAAACGAAUGUGUUCCGUAUACUGGAUAUGUUUGAUCCUGGGCUCAGUCACCGUCUUGAUGGUGCGAAUAUCGAUAGGCCUGUUAAUGCUCUUACGCUGACGCUUGAAUAUCAUCGACUACUUGGUGAAUUUCAAAUCUAUUUCGAACCCACAGGGAGGCCACAUGAGUAUAAGAUCGACUCGCUUGAAGAUAGCCCCUUCCUGCGCGAUCCGCUAUUUCCCGUCACUCGUACUCUGAGCCUUAGCCCCAACCGAACAAUCGAUCCACCAGACCCCAGACUUCUCCGUGUCCACUGUGCCAUUGCACAUAUUAUGAAACUCAGCGGGGCAGCUGAACAUAUCGAGAAAGUCCUGCGUGACAUGGAAGAGGUGGACGUUAAAGCUGAUGGCUCAACAAAUUUAGGUUAUAUAAUGGGUUUACGACUCAACGGUUGGGUGAACACUUUGUCAGUGUUUUAA
This is a messenger RNA of Aspergillus luchuensis, 918 nucleotides long. RefSeq names its product HNH endonuclease signature motif containing protein. The transcript is spliced from 3 exons. NCBI's taxonomy places the organism in Eukaryota, Fungi, Ascomycota, Eurotiomycetes, Eurotiales, Aspergillaceae. The record is from RefSeq and is a predicted model, not a curated record. Bases 1 to 918 code for a protein of 305 amino acids.